Pseudophryne corroboree (corroboree frog) is the source of this 2127-nucleotide messenger RNA. Its product is annotated as transcription initiation factor TFIID subunit 9-like. NCBI's taxonomy places the organism in Eukaryota, Metazoa, Chordata, Amphibia, Anura, Myobatrachidae. The record is from RefSeq and is a predicted model, not a curated record. Gene Ontology annotation, molecular function: protein heterodimerization activity; RNA polymerase II general transcription initiation factor activity; transcription coactivator activity. Gene Ontology annotation, biological process: RNA polymerase II preinitiation complex assembly; DNA-templated transcription initiation. Gene Ontology annotation, cellular component: transcription factor TFIID complex; SAGA complex. The transcript is spliced from 7 exons. The coding region runs from base 121 to 918 and encodes 265 amino acids.
GCAGCUCUCCAGCGGCUGCUCAUCAGUCAUAUCAUAUGUCUCCCCUUCCCUGUGUACUCAGUCCCUGCUCCCGGCAGUACCGGCAUUGCUGUUCUGUGUCCUGCAUGGCUCUCUCCCUCCAUGUGUACGUGCAUGUGUCCUGCAUGGCUCUCUCCCAUCAUGUGCAGCAACCAGAGAUGCCUCAUUCUGCAGCAGGUUUAUGCUGUUAUGGCCCAAAUUCUAAAGGAUAUGGGGAUUACAGAGUAUGAACCCAGAGUAAUUAACCAGAUGCUGGAAUUCACAUACAGGUAUGUGACAACAAUUCUGGAAGAUGCAAAGAUUUAUUCCAGUCAUGCGAAGAAGAAUAAUAUUGAUGCAGAUGAUGUCAGGCUGUCCAUUCAGUGCAGGACAGACCAAUCAUUUACAUCUCCUCCUCCAAGAGAUUUUCUGCUAGAUAUUGCAAGACAAAAGAACCAGACGCCAUUACCCUUGAUCAAACCAUAUGCAGGUCCUAGGUUGCCUCCAGACAGAUACUGCCUGACUGCACCAAACUACCGACUUAAAACUAUACAGAAAAAGAUGCCAUCCGCUAGUAGAAUAACUGUGCCACGAUUGAGUGUUGGGGCUAUAACAAGCAGACCCAGCACGCCUACACUAGGCACACCCUCCGCUCAAACUGUCUCUGUUUCCAAAGUUGGUGGCACUCCGGUGACUCUGGGUGGUCAGCGAUUUACAGUUCAGAUCCCGACUUCACAGACGACGGUUAAAACAGCAACCCCUACGACGGCCACCGUGCAAAAUGUCUUAAUCAACCCUUCACUGAUUGGUUCAAAGAACAUUCUCAUCACAACCAACAUGGUGUCCUCACAGAGCACAGGAAAUGAAUCUACCCCACUAAAGCGGAAGCUUGAAGAUGAUGAUGACUAUGAUGCAAUAUAGAAGCUUUUUGGGGGGCAUAUAAACCUGUAUUACAACAAAUGGACAGAAGACUUCUUUUAUUAUCCCGGUGUGAAAAUCAUGAACCUUUAGUAAACGGUGACUCAAGAAAAGGAUUUUUUUUUUUAUAAUCAUAAGAAUAAAACACAUAGGCAAAUCCAAUACAUUAUUUAAACAUACUGUAUUUGAUUUAUAUUAAGAACUUUGCUUUUCGAUCACAGUAGAUGCAUGCACUGCUUCUAUAUAAAAUGCAUUCUGUGGCCUGUGUAAGAUGCACACUCUGACUCGGUAAGAGCAGAUCAGUCAGUAACUCCCGAUGCAAGUGCUUUUGUUACUCGGGUUAGAGAGAGAUUUUAUUUCUCCAAAUUGUGUUUGUCAUCUCCAACUCUUCUGCAGAUGUGGCGCAAAUGGCCAAACUGGCAAUCUGUUUUCCCUCUAGCUCUACAUCCAUUACCAGAGCUGGGCAGAUACACAGAGGCAGAAGGUCAGUACCUUUCCAAAAUUACUUCUAGUGCUUAUCUCUCUGGAGUCCUAUCUAUGGUGCCCGUGGAUGCAAAUCUCCCUUGGCACUUUAAACAAUCCUGUUGAAUCCUAGAAUUAGCCUGCUGGGAUUUUGUAUUCUAAAUAGUUUACUCAAGUAUGGAAAUGAAGAGUGAUAUCUGCAGAGACUAGAAAUGCCAAAAAACACAAUAAUAUACUAUAUACAAAUCCCAGCAAUUUUGAACACGUUUAUAUAUUAUCAUGGUAUUUGUACCCGACAACAGAACUCUCCCUUCUACGUUUUAUUUUGGUAGCUAUUUGUUACUGUUUGGAUUUGUUUCAGAUAUGUGAAUGUACCAACUGAAGUUUAUGGGUGUUAAGUUAAAGGGCAAACUAGAUGGGCCAAGUGGUUCUUAUCUGCCGUCAUUCUGGAGUUUCUAAGUGAGGGGAAUUUCUAUCCUGAAAACCGUUUUUAAUCAUCGUUUGCAUUGUAAGUGAAGUAAUCUGGAAAUUAAAGCAAAUCCUCUAUUGGAUAGCUUUCUCUGCAAAAACUACCUUGAGUAUUUAAUAUUAUGUAUUCUUUUUAUACCACAAGAUCCCGGUGAUGUGUAUAUACUACUUUGUCUUCUAUGGCGCUGUGUUUCUCUUCAGCUAAUGCUGGCACUCUGUGAAUGCUACCUGUAAAGGGAUCAGCAGUUGUGGCACAAGUAAUAAAUAACUUUUUUACUUUCA